AUGUUAUCGAUAAUGAAGUCAAGUUGGGAAAAUUUUCUAUUUCCGUUCAAUCCUACCCUGGCCGAUGAGAUUCUGUUCGAUGUCCGCACCAGCAAGCAGCUGCCGACAGCUGAUGAGAUAAUGGAAGAGUUUCGGCUUAAUGGUCAAGAUUUCGAAUAUUGCCCAGACACGGACGCACCAAAGAAAAUUGUGCCAUGGCGAAAAAAAAACAAAAAACCUUUGCCGACGGAAUGCGUGUUCUGCAAGAAUAAUGGGGAAAAGGAAUCGUACUACAAGAAACACUUGUUAAAAGAUGUCGACGGACGUAUUCUGUGCCCUGUCCUCAGAGCUUAUACGUGUCCGAACUGUGGCGCAUCCGGCGACUUGGCACACACUGAUAAGUAUUGUCCAAAUGGCCCGUACAAUCCUAAUAGCAAAAGCAUAACAAACGCCUUUAAAUCCACGAAAACUUUGCGGACAAACAUCGGUCGUAGCAAGUAAAAAUUUUUUGACAUUUUCGACGUAGAUGUGGAACAUUUUCUUUCUCCAUGUCAGUAAUAGUAAUAGAUACAUAGAUAUUAAUUUUUAAUUUACAGACGAAUUCAUAAAUACAUGCGAAAGUAUAUUCCGGUUA
Messenger RNA from Solenopsis invicta (red fire ant), 613 nucleotides. RefSeq names its product nanos homolog 3-like. Gene Ontology annotation, biological process: negative regulation of translation; oogenesis. The record is from RefSeq and is a predicted model, not a curated record. Gene Ontology annotation, molecular function: mRNA binding; zinc ion binding. The transcript has 3 exons. Bases 1 to 480 code for a protein of 159 amino acids. Gene Ontology annotation, cellular component: perinuclear region of cytoplasm. NCBI's taxonomy places the organism in Eukaryota, Metazoa, Arthropoda, Insecta, Hymenoptera, Formicidae.